Messenger RNA from Daktulosphaira vitifoliae (grape phylloxera), 1245 nucleotides. RefSeq names its product SAP domain-containing ribonucleoprotein. Gene Ontology annotation, biological process: poly(A)+ mRNA export from nucleus. The transcript is spliced from 8 exons. Lineage: Eukaryota; Metazoa; Arthropoda; Insecta; Hemiptera; Phylloxeridae. The record is from RefSeq and is a predicted model, not a curated record. Bases 222 to 1052 code for a protein of 276 amino acids. Gene Ontology annotation, cellular component: nucleus.
UUACCAUCCCGCCGCUGUAUUAAUGCCUUAACACGCCGAUUCUUAUGCGGUUAGUUGGGCACCUUAUACUUUAUAAAAUACCUAUAUUUGUCAUGUUGUAUAAUAAUAUUAAAUAAAAAUUACUUUAUUCAAGACACCUUAUACUUAUAUUGUAAUAUCUAUUUACGCCCUUAAUUAGAAUUCCCAUUUUUUUUUACUUAUUUUUAGAAAUAAUACUUAUUAUGUCUGAUAUAAGUAAUAACGUAAACAAAUUCGAAGAAUUAAGUAAAAUGAAGGUCAAUGAUUUGAAGAAAGAGUUAAAAGCAAAAGGUUUAAGUACUGUAGGAAAUAAACAAGAACUUAUUGACCGCAUGAUAAAUCAUUCUGAAACAUCAGUUUUAGAUCUUGAAGAUGCAGUAUUAGAUGAAGACAACAUACUAGAUGAAGAUGACGGUUUGGAAGAUGACUUUGAUGAUUCUGAUAUUGAUGAGUCAAAAGUUUUAGGAGAUGUCACAGGAAAAGACAUUAAUUUAGAAAGUAAUUUGUUAUCUACAGAUUCAACUGAUCAACAGACAAAUCAACCAAAAAAAGUAACUUUAAAGAGAAACUCAGUGACUACCUUGAAUGGUGAUAAUAGACCAAAAGAAGAAGAAAUAAAAGAUGAAAAUAAAGUGUCUGACGAAAAAGAUCGGGUUAUUAAAUUGGAUGAUGUUGAAAUAUUAAGUCCAUCUGAAAGGAUUUUAAUGAGAGCAAAAAAAUUUGGUAGUAAUAUAUCAGAAGAUAAGAAACUGGCAAGACUUAUCAAAUUUGGAGCAGUUAAUGAACAAAAACCUAAUGUAGAUGCUGACAAUGAUAAAUUGAAAAUGAGGGCUCAACGAUUUGGAGAAACUGUAUCCAAAACAUUGCAUGAUAGUGAAAAAGAAGACAAACUUAAAGCUCGUGAACUUCGAUUUGGAACAAUUGAUAAAACUGUAUUAACAGCAAUAAAAAAACGUAACAGUGGAGAAAAUAUUGGGAAACAAAAAAAAUUUAAAGGUGGUAAAAGAAAUUUUCCAUAUAAGAAGCGGUAUUAAAACAAUUUUUUGUAUAUGUUUGUAAAUUUUUUAUGGUUAAUCACCAAUAAUGUAUGUAUUAUUACAUUUUUUUCUACUAUAGCCUGUAACCAGUAAUAAUUAGUUUCUUGUUUUGACAUAUAUCAAAAUGUUAUUGGUAGUGCCCACAAACUUAUGAAUUGACUAAAAAUUUAUUAAAGAAAUUAAACUUGCA